Messenger RNA from Cetraspora pellucida, 153 nucleotides. The record is from the annotation of a GenBank genome assembly. Lineage: Eukaryota; Fungi; Glomeromycota; Glomeromycetes; Diversisporales; Gigasporaceae.
CUUGAAGAAACAGCUUUAAAUGAAAUUGAUCAACUUAUUGAAAGUUUGAACGAACUAAUUAAUAAUUUGAUUCCUAUUCUAGAAGAAGAAUUAGAUGAACAAAAUUCUCUUACAAAAAUAAAGGAAGAUCUCAUACAACUUCUUGAACCUUAG